AUGGGUGGCUACAUUAUUGGUGUCAGUAAAUGCAUCGGUGGUGGUUCAUAUGAGCGGUGUUUUUCAUGUGAUUACAUUAUCGUUCAUACGUUUUAUUUCACUGAAUCGAAUCCAUCAAACAAGAAUAACCAAAUUCUGAAAUGUUUGCGCACUAUAAUAUUAAUCAACAUUGGUGCCGUCUUGCUGUGCAUACCUUUCUUUUUCAAUUCCGAAGUGCGUAAAGUAUCAUCACAUCGGCAAUGUUCGGCACGAUAUCCGUCCAAAAACAAUCUUUCGGCGCAUGAGCUUAGUUUCACCAUAUUUGCUAACAAUACUGCUCUUGUACGAAUAAACUUUUGGCUUCUAGGCACUAUGUGCAAAUUGAUACCAUGCGCUGUCAUGAUUGUAAUGAAUGUGUUGUUGGUACAUAAGUUACGUCAGAUUCGACUAUUAUCUAUUAGGUUUACGUCACCGAAACGCGAAAAGAGAUGUCGACGUGUGACAUACAUCAUUAUGAUAAUUAUGAUAAAUUUUGUGGCCGUGGAGUUACCACAAGGUAUUAUUUCGGUUUUAUCAUCGGUGAAAGGAGAAAAUUUCGCGGAAUCUGAAUUAUUGGGAGAUUUAUUUGAUAUUCUUUCAUUGCUCAAUUCUUGCGUUACAUUUGGUAUUUUUUGUUCGAUGAGUAGUCGUAUCCGGAAUGCAUUUAAUCGCGAAUUAUUUUCAUUUAGCCAUAAAUUUUUUCAACAAAUUGUUCAUAGGUUAAGGCAUGUUUCGGUGACGGUUGAAAAUAGCAAUUCGAAUAAUGUACAGCCUAAAGUACAGCUGAAAAUAACGUCAGAUAAAAUAAACUCUCAAUGCGCUAACCAAUGA
Molecule: messenger RNA, 849 nt
Organism: Cercopithifilaria johnstoni
Lineage: Eukaryota; Metazoa; Nematoda; Chromadorea; Rhabditida; Onchocercidae
Source: the annotation of a GenBank genome assembly